Molecule: messenger RNA, 315 nt
Organism: Lasiosphaeria miniovina
Lineage: Eukaryota; Fungi; Ascomycota; Sordariomycetes; Sordariales; Lasiosphaeriaceae
Exons: 3
Coding region: 1-315 (104 amino acids)
Biological process (GO): mycotoxin biosynthetic process
Source: RefSeq, a predicted model, not a curated record
AUGCUGUGGAACAAGACGCGGAUGAAGCAGAUACACCGCAACUGGCAGCAGCUGUUCCCCAGGAGAGGCUACGUCAAGGUCAAGCCCAACGACACCAAGUUCCAGAACAUCCGCGCGCCUUUCAAGAUGGACAGCGUGCAGGAGCCGGGCGACCACCACGAGGACUACAUCCUGGCUGUGUACCUCCAGCUGCAUUGCCUUUCGAUCCUCGCCACGCCCAUGGGCACGUCGCGCGAGGAGUGGCGGGCGCUGGGCGAGAAGAAGGUCGAGAAGAAGGUCGAGCACCGGUCGCACUGCGUCGAGUACCUGCGGUAG